AUGGACAAACACUCAACAAUUACGGUUGGAUGGUUUCCUGGGACGAUGAUAACGAGGCCUUCGAUAUUAUGUAUUCGGGGAGAGGCGCUUAGCCCCAGAGAUGGUCUGUUGGUUUUGGAAAUCCAAAAGGGGAUAAAGGAGUUCCUAGUCAAUUGCUGUCAGGAAACUCUCCAUGACAUGGAUCCUACCGCGCUAAUAGAUGGGUAUAUCCCUGUCCAGCCAGAGCCAGCCAUCACGAGGUCCCAACUGAGUGGUUCACCAUAUCUUCUAUUGCUGCAGAGGCCCCAUAGCGCGUCCCAGCUAACAUUGAUUUCGAACGACUCCAGGCCGUGUUCGCAGCAGGGCGUUCCGCUGCUGUCGGCCAUCCAUAUCUUUGUUCUUCGAGAAGAUCCCAAGUACUUCUACUGCAUCCUGUUAUAA
Messenger RNA from Paracoccidioides lutzii Pb01, 420 nucleotides. RefSeq lists its product as hypothetical. The coding region runs from base 1 to 420 and encodes 139 amino acids. The record is from RefSeq and is a predicted model, not a curated record. The transcript has a single exon.